Aspergillus oryzae RIB40 is the source of this 1125-nucleotide messenger RNA. Its product is annotated as alpha/beta hydrolase. NCBI's taxonomy places the organism in Eukaryota, Fungi, Ascomycota, Eurotiomycetes, Eurotiales, Aspergillaceae. Gene Ontology annotation, molecular function: hydrolase activity. The record is from RefSeq and is a predicted model, not a curated record. The coding region runs from base 1 to 1125 and encodes 374 amino acids. The transcript is spliced from 2 exons.
AUGGCUACAAUCACGGAAGCAGAACACCUGAUCACAGUCCAAACCUCUGCUAGGGGGGAGGGAAACGUGAUACCGGAAAAGUACCUGGACGGUUUAGAUGUUGAGUGGAAGGAGAUGUGGACAAAUCACGGGAAGAACAUGGAAGGGGCUCACUUGGUAACUAUCGAAGAAUUUCGACGAUGCCCUGAAAGAUACAGCUUUACCUACCCAACGUGGACAGGCCCCGAAGUACAUCAUCUCCAAGAUUACCAGGUCCCCGUCUCAAAUCCCGAGGGAUUGAUCACCUGUCGCGUCUACACACCAGCUGGGCCAGGUCCAUUCCCAGUACACCUAAAUUUCCACGGAGGUGGCUGGGUACUUGGAGGCCUACAAUCCGAAGCCGCCUGGUGCCGAAGCAUCUGCAAUGGGUCAUCCAUCGUCGUCAUCGAUGUGGAUUAUCGACUUGCGCCAGAACAUCAGUAUCCUAUCGCGCUGUAUGACUGCUGGGCUGCGGUAAGAUGGGCACAUACCAACGCACAAAGUCUCAACGUUGAUCCCAACGCCAUAUCAAUCGGAGGACUGUCGUCAGGUGGAUUAAUCACAGCUGUUCUUGCCCACUUUGCGCGCGACUGCUUCCCCCCUCUCGAACUCAAACUUCAACUAAUGGUCGUGCCCGCGACCGAUAUGCGCUACGUACCGCUGGCUAUACCUAAUGCUGAGCCUCUCACCACAGAAAGUUGCCCGUACCCUAGUGCCAUAUUCUGCGCUGAUCUACCCUGGUCCCCACUCGCUCGGGAGUCCUGGUUCCUGAAUUACUACAUUGGCACGGACGAAGAGGUCCGUUCCAAGGUCCUUUCAGAUUGGAGAAUGACCCCUGUUCUCUCACCCUCUAUGAAGGGUCUCGCCCCGGCACACAUUGUCACGGCUGAGUUUGAUGUAGAAAGGGAUGAAGCUGAGUACUACGGGCAGUUACUUCGUGAGGCAGGGAAUCAAGUAACCAUGAAAAGGUACGCGGGUGUGCCACAUGCAUUCGCCCAUUACAAUCAUCCCACUCGGGGGCUGAGCAAGAGUCGAGAGUUCAUCAGGGAUACGAUAAAGCUUCUUUCAGAGGUACACGGUACUGAUAAAAGGAACCAGGUGGCGUAG